AUGAGGGGAGCGUAUCAUUACCAGGGACGUGGUGGAUUCCAGCAGUCUCCACCGUACCCUGCGCAGAACCAGUAUUCCCCCCAACACCAGUCGCCUUAUCACGGCGGCCGAGGUGGCUGGAAUAACCAGCCAUAUCCUAAUCAAGGGUCUCCUAUGCAAGGCUAUACCCCAAACCAGUCUCCUUAUCAUCAAAACCAGUCACCCGGUUACUACCCAAACCAACCGUACCCACAACCCGGCUUCCAAAACAGCCCUCAUCGUGGAGGUCAUGGCGGUUACCGUGGUAACAACUUCAACGGCCCUGACCGACGCAUGUCAGGUCCAGGCGCAAAUGCCCCGUUUGGCGGGCCUGGUGGACGAGGUCGUGGCGCUGCACCUACCCAGUUUUCAAACUUGUCAUGGACGCCAGCGUCCGGCACAAGAGGCGGCCGCCCCGCUACAGAAGCGCCACGUCCACAGCCGGCCGUCGCAUCCCAAGCAUCUGCUGACUCUGCAUCUGUCGAUGCUGAUGACAAUCCAUUUCGACCAUCCAAGGAUUUGCGUGUAGAAGACGAAGGUCCCAUAGAGGAAAAGAGACCGGCAAAACCUCCGACGGCACCAAAGUCAGGUUUCGGUUUUUCUUUAAAGACGAAAAACCCAGUACCACCAGCGAGCAAAGCAAAACUUGGAUUGGAAGAACCUGAGAGGCCAGAACCAGCUCCCAAAGAAUCUCCUCUUGCCCCCAAGGCAAAGGUGGCAGCCGUAGCAGCGCGUGAAGUUUCCCCACGCCGCCCAGAACCAAGGAGCGACCGAGAUCGUGACGUGAGAGAUAGGGAUUACGACAGCGGCCGCGAGCGGGACAACAGGGAACGGGACCGGCGAUAUGACAACUAUUACGAUCGAAAACCGGCCUACCGAGAUCCUCGUGAGAGAGACGCUCGAGAUGGACGGGAUCCUCGUGAACCUCCCUAUUAUCGUGGCAAAGAGCGGGACUUCCGAGAUCCACGAGACAGAGACAUGCGCGACCCGAGGGAUGUUAGAGACCUACGUGAUAUUCGCGAACGCGACCCCCGAGACCUGCGCAGCCCUCGAGACCCACGAGAUAUCAGAGACCGCAGAGAGCCUUACCCACCACGAAGACCUGACGAUAGGCGAUUUGACCCGCGCCCUGACUCACGACCCGCUCGAAGGACACCACCUCCUCAAAUACCCAAGACGAAGAUUGUUACCAGGAAGCGUAUGAAACCCCGACCUACUCUGGUCCCUGAGCAUGCAGCUUCAGAAUCAGUGUAUUAUAGGAAGCCGGGUAAUGAGUCGGUAGUUGGAUCCGGCACCUACGGAAAAGUCUUCAAGGGAGUCCAUGUCUACACCAAGGACAUGGUCGCCCUCAAGAAGAUCCGUAUGGAGGGUGAACGCGAUGGCUUUCCGGUUACCGCCAUCCGCGAGGUCAAGCUGUUGCAAUCUCUCAACCACGCUAACAUCGUCAAUCUCCGAGAGGUCAUGGUUGAAAAAAACGACUGUUACAUGGUUUUCGAAUAUUUGUCCCACGAUCUUACGGGUCUUCUGAAUCACCCGACGUUCAAGCUCGAACAAUCACACAAGAAAGACCUGGCGAAACAGCUCUUCGAGGGCCUGGACUACCUCCACCGUCGCGGUGUUUUGCAUCGAGAUAUUAAGGCUGCCAACAUCUUGGUGUCCAACACUGGGCAGUUGAAGUUGGCAGAUUUUGGUCUUGCACGAUUCUACGCAAAGAGCAGCAAGCUCGAUUACACCAACCGGGUCAUCACCAUCUGGUAUCGAUCACCAGAGCUGCUGCUUGGAGAAACCCAGUAUGGGCCGGCAGUCGACAUCUGGUCAGCUGCUUGCGUACUAGUGGAGAUCUUCACACGACAUGCUAUCUUCCCGGGCGAUGGUGGUGAGAUCAAUCAACUGGAUAAGAUCUACCACAUACUGGGUACGCCCACUGUGCAGGACUGGCCUGGCAUCGUCGACAUGCAGUGGUUCGAACUGCUGCGCCCAACCGAACGGAAGCAGUCGACUUUCGAAGAGAAGUACAAGGAUCGCGUUAGCCCUAUGGCCUUCGAGCUCUUGCAGGCAAUGUUCCUCUUCGAUCCCAACGCGCGACCCACCGCCGCAGAUGUGCUCGAGCAUCCUUUCUUCACAAGCGAAGCCCCGCCACCAAAACGUGCCGAUGCGCUGAAGGAGUUGGAGGGCGACUGGCACGAGUUUGAGAGCAAGGCCCUCCGGAAGGAGAAGGAGAAGCAAGAUAAAGAGGCACGACGUGUUGCGCGAGAAGAAAAGGAUACAGCGAGGAAAGACGAGGGUAAAAGACGCGCUGAGGCAAAUGCCGGGGAAGAGAGGGAGGCCAAGCGAGCGAAGAGCGGUGAUGUUACGGCGUAG
Molecule: messenger RNA, 2379 nt
Organism: Alternaria atra
Lineage: Eukaryota; Fungi; Ascomycota; Dothideomycetes; Pleosporales; Pleosporaceae
Exons: 3
Coding region: 1-2379 (792 amino acids)
Biological process (GO): transcription elongation by RNA polymerase II; positive regulation of transcription elongation by RNA polymerase II; protein phosphorylation
Cellular component (GO): cyclin/CDK positive transcription elongation factor complex; nucleus
Molecular function (GO): ATP binding; cyclin binding; RNA polymerase II CTD heptapeptide repeat kinase activity
Source: RefSeq, a predicted model, not a curated record